GCCCUCUGCAUCUUCAUUAGUAAACCUUCUUUCAGCUUUAUUCAUCUCUUUUGUAUUUGGAGAAACAGAAAUAAGGUUUGCUGGGCAAACAGAAUUUGUUGUUAAUGAAACAAGUACUACAGUUAUUCGUCUUGUCAUUGAAAGGAUAGGAGAGCCAGAAAAUGUUACUGCAAUUGUAUCGCUGUAUGGAGAAGACACUGGUGACUUUUUUGACACAUAUGCUGCAGCUUUUAUACCUGUGGGGGAAACAAAUAGAACAGUGUACAUAGCAGUAUGUGAUGAUGAUUUACCGGAGCCUGAUGAAACUUUUAUUUUUCACUUAACAUUGCAGAAACCUUUAUUGAAUGUGAAGCUUGGGUGGCCAAGAACUGUUACUGUGACGAUAUUAUCAAAUGACAAUGCAUUUGGAAUUAUUUCAUUCAAUAUGCCUUCAUCAAUCACAGUGAGUGAGCCCAGGGGCAGAAAUGAGUCUGUGCCUUUUAUUCUCAUUAGGGAAAAGGGAACCUAUGGAAUGGUCACUGUGACUUUUGAGGUAGAGGGUGGCCCAAAUUCCCCUGAAGAAGAUUUGAGUCCAGUUAGAGGAAACAUCACCUUUCCCCCGGGGAGAGCAACAGUAAUCUAUAACUUGACAGUACUUGAUGAUGAGGUACCAGAAAAUGAUGAAAUAUUUUUUAUUUACCUGACAAGUUUAGAAGGAGGAGCUGAGAUUAACACAUCUAGGAAUUCAGUUGAGAUUAUCAUCAAGAAAAAUGAUGCUCCCGUGAGAUUCAUUCAGAGUGUUUACUUGGUGCCUGAGGAAGACCACGUACUCAUAAUUCCAGUGGUUUGUGGAAAGGAUAACAAUGGAAAUCUGAUUGGAUCUGAUGAAUAUGAAGUUUCAAUAAGAUAUACAAUUAAAACUGGGAAUUCAACAGCACAUGCGCAGCAAAAUUUAGACUUCAUUGAUCUUCAGCCAAACACAACUAUUGUUUUCCCACCUUUAAUUCAUGAAUUCCACUUGAAAUUCCAAAUAGUUGAUGACACCAUACCAGAGAUUGCUGAAUCAUUUCAUAUUAUGUUGCUAAAGGACACCUUACAGGGAGAUGCUGUGCUAGUAGGCCCUUCUAUUGUUCAGGUUACCAUUAAGCCAAAUGACAAACCUUAUGGAGUUCUCUCAUUCAACAGCAUCUUGUUUGAAAGGCCAGUUAUAAUUGAUGAAGACACAGUGUCAAGAUUUGAAGAAAUUACAGUGGUUAGGAAUGGCGGGACCCACGGGAAUGUUUCUGUGAACUGGGUGUUGACACGCAACAGCAGUGAUCCCUCACCGGUGACAGCAGAUAUCAGACCAAGUUCUGGGGUUCUCCAUUUUUCACAAGGGCAGAUGUUGGCCUCAAUUCCUUUUACCAUUGUUAAUGAUGAUCUCCCAGAAGAGGCUGAAGCUUUUCUACUUAAAAUUCUGCCUCAUACAGUACAAGGAGGUGCUGAAGUGAGCGAACCAGCAGAGCUUUUGUUUUACAUUCAGGAUAGUGAUGAUGUUUAUGGCUUAAUAACAUUUUUUCCUAUGGAAAAUCAGAAGAUUGAAAGCAGUCCAGGUGAAAGACAUUUAUCCUUGAGUUUUACGAGAUUUGGAGGAACUAAAGGAGAUGUGAGGAUGCUUUAUUCUGCACGUUACAUUCCUGCCGGAGUUACAGACCCCCUACAAGUGAAGGACGGCAUCUUAAAUACAUCCAGGAAAAACAGCCUCAUUUUUCCAGAACAUAAAACUCAAGUUACUACACAGUUACCAAUAAGAAAUGAUGCCUUCCUUCAAAAUGGGGCCCACUUCAUAGUACAGUUGGAGAGUGUGAUGUUGAUGAACAUACAACCCCCAAUCCCACCUAUAAGUCCCAGAUUUGGGGAAAUCCGAAAUAUUUCUUUACUGGUUACUCCAGCCAUUGCUAAUGGAGAAAUUGGCUUCAUUAGUAAUUUUCCAAUCAUUUUGCAUGAACCAGAAGAUUCUGCUGCUGAGGUGGUAUACAUUCCCUUGCAUCGGGAUGGAACUGAUGGCCAGGCCACCAUCUAUUGGAGUCUGAAGCCCUCUGGCUUUAAUUCAGAAGCAGUGACCAUGGAUGAUAUAGGUCCCUUUAAUGGUUCUGUUGUAUUUUUAUCUGGGCAAAGUGACACAACAAUCAACAUUACUGUCAAGGGUGAUGACAUACCGGAAAUGAAUGAAACUGUAACACUUUCUCUAGACAGGGUAAAUGUGGAAAAUCAAGUGUUGAAAUCUGGAUAUACUACCCGCGACCUAGUUAUUUUGGAAAAUGAUGAUCCUGGGGGAGUUUUUGAAUUUUCUCCUGCUUCCAGAGGACCCUAUGUUAUAAAAGAAGGAGAUUCUGUAGAGCUCCACAUUAUUCGAUCCAAGGGGGCUCUCGUCAAACAAUUUCUACAUUACCGAGUAGAGCCCAGAGACAGCAGUGAAUUCUAUGGAAACACAGGUGUUCUUGAAUUUAAACCUGGGGAAAGAGAAAUAGUAAUCACCUUGCUCUCAAGACUGGAUGGCAUACCAGAGUUGGAUGAGCACUACUGGGUGGUCCUCAGCAGCCACGGUGAAAGGGAAAGCAAGUUGGGAAGUGCUUCCAUUGUCAACAUAACGAUUCUAAAAAAUGAUGAUCCUCAUGGGAUUAUAGAGUUUGUUUCUGAUGGUCUAAUUGAGACAAUAAAUGAAAGCAAAGCAGAUAAUAUCUACAGUGCUGUUUAUGGCGUAAUAAGACAUCGAGGAAACUUUGGUGAUGUUAGUGUUUCAUGGGUGGUUAGUCCAGACUUUACACAAGACGUAAUUCCUGUGCAAGGGACAAUUUUCUUUGGAGAUAAGGAAUUUUCAAAAAAUAUCACCAUUUAUUCCCUUCCAGAUGAGAUUCCAGAGGAAAUGGAGGAAUUUACCAUUAUCCUACUUAAUGCCACUGGAGGAGCUAAAGUGGGAAAUAAAACAACUGCAACUCUAAGGAUUAGAAGAAAUGAUGAUCCCAUUUAUUUUGCAGAGCCUCGUGUGGUGAGGGUUCAGGAAGGAGAGACUGCUAACUUUACAGUCCUCAGAAAUGGAUCUGCAGAUGUUAUCUGUACCAUCCAGUAUGCUACUGUAGAUGGGAAGGCCACAGCCAAAGAGGGAGACUUUGUUCCGGCUGAAAAAGAGGGAACCCUCAUUUUUGAGGUUGGAAGUAGAGAGCAGAGCCUAUCUGUAUAUGUUAAUGAAGAUGGUAUCCCCGAAACAGAUGAGCCUUUUUAUAUAAUCCUCUUUAAUUCAACAGGUGAUACAGUAGUAUAUCAGUAUGGAAUAGCUACAGUCAUAAUUGAAGCUAAUGAUGACCCAAAUGGUAUUUUUUCUCUGGAGCCUAUAGACAAAGCAGUGGAAGAAGGAAAGACUAAUGCAUUUUGGAUUUUGAGGCACCGAGGACAUUUUGGUAAUGUGACUGUGGCUUGGCAGCUGUUCCAGAAUGAUUCUGUUCUGCAACAUGGACAAGAAUUCUAUGAAACUUCAGGAACUGUUAAUUUCAUGGAUGGAGAAGGAGCAAAACUAAUAAUUCUCCAUGCUUUUCCAGAUAAAAUUCCCGAAUUCAAUGAAUUUUAUAUUCUAAAGCUCAUAAACAUUACAGGUGGGUCCCCAGGUCCUGGAGGCCAACUUGCAGAAACCAACCUUCAGGUGACAGUAAUGAUUCCAUUCAAUGAUGACCCUUUUGGAAUUUUCAUCUUGGAUUCAGAGUGCUUAGAGAGAGAAGUGGCAGAAGAUGUGCUCUCAGAAGAUGACAUGUCUUAUAUUACCAACUUCACCAUUUUGAGGCAACAAGGUGUCUUUGGUGAUGUACGAGUAGGCUGGGAAAUUGUGUCCAGUGAGUUCAUGUCUGGUCUGCCCCCAAUGAUAGAUUUUGUACUGGUUGGAAUUUUCCCCAGCACUGUGCAUUUACAACCACACAUGCGGCGUCACCAUACUGGAACAGAUGCUUUGUAUUUCAGUGGACUGGAAGGUGCAUUUGGGACUGUUAAUGCAAAAUAUCACCCCUCUAGGAAUAACACGAUUGCCAACUUCACAUUUUCAGCUUGGGUAAUGCCUAAUGCCAAUACAAAUGGAUUUGUUCUAGCAAAGGAUAAUGGUAAUGGAAGCAUCUACUAUGGGGUGAAAAUUCAAACAAAUGAGUCCCAUGUGACAUUUUCCCUUCAUUAUAAAACUUUGGGAUCCAAUGCUACAUACAUCGCCAAGACAACAGUCAAGAAAUAUUUAGAAGAAGGUGUUUGGCUUCAUCUUCUAAUUAUCGUGGACGAUGGUAUAAUUGAAUUCUACUUGGAUGGAAAUGCAAUGCCAAGAGGAAUCAAGAGUCUGAAAGGGGAAGCCAUUAGUGAUGGUCCUGGAAUAUUGAGAAUUGGGGCAGGAAUGAAUGGUAAUGACCGGUUUACAGGUCUGAUGCAGGAUGUAAGGUCCUAUGAGAGGAAACUGACCCUUGAAGAAAUUUAUGAACUUCAUGCUAUGCCUUCAAAGAAUGAUUUACAUCCUAUUUCUGGAUAUGUGGAGUUCAGACAGGGAGAAACUAACAAAUCAUUUAUUGUUUCUGCAAGAGAUGACAAUGAAGAGGAAGGAGAAGAGUUAUUCAUUCUUAAACUAGUCUCUGUAUAUGGAGGAGCUCACAUUUCUGAAGAAAAUACUACAGCAAGAUUAAUCAUACAAAAGAGUGACAAUGCCAAUGGCUUGUUUGGUUUCACAGGAGCUUGUAUACCAGAGAUUGCAGAGGAGGGAUCUACCAUUUCAUGUGUGGUGGAGCGAACCAGGGGAGCUCUGGAUUAUGUGCAUGUUUUUUACACCAUCUCACAGAUCGAAUCUAAUGGCAUUAAUUACCUUGUUGAUGAUUUUGCUAAUGCCAGUGGAAGGAUCACAUUCCUUCCUUGGCAGAGAUCUGAGGUCCUGAAUAUAUAUGUUCUUGAUGAUGAUAUUCCUGAGCUUAAUGAGUAUUUUCGGGUGACAUUGGUUUCUGCAAUUCCUGGAGAUGGGAAACUAGGUUCAACUCCUACCAGUGGUGCAAGCAUAGAUCCUGAGAAGGAAACAACAGAUAUCACCGUCAAAGCUAGUGAUCAUCCAUUUGGCUUGCUGCAGUUCUCCACGGGGCUGCCCCCACAGCCUGAGGACCCCAUGAGCCUGCCGGCAAGCAGUGUGCCAAACAUCACUGUGCAAGAGGAGGAUGGAGAGGUCCGGUUAUUGGUUGUCCGUGCACAAGGACUCCUGGGGAGGGUGACUGCGGAAUAUAGAACAGUGUCCCUGACAGCUUUCAGUCCCGAGGACUACCAGAAUGUUGCUGGCACAUUAGAAUUUCAACCAGAAGAAAGAUAUAAAUACAUUUUUGUCAAUAUCACUGAUAAUUCUAUCCCUGAACUGGAAAAAUCUUUUAAAGUUGAGUUGUUAAACCUGGAGGGAGGAGUGACUGAACUCUUUAGGGUUGAUGGCAGUGGUAGUGGUGAUGGGGACAUGGAAUUCUUCCUUCCAACUAUUCACAAACGUGCCAGUCUAGGAGUGGCUUCCCAGAUUCUAGUGACAAUAGCAGCCUCUGACCAUGCUCACGGUGUGUUUGGAUUUAGCCCGGAGUCACUCUUUGUCAAUGGAACGGAACCAGAAGAUGGAUAUAGCACUGUUAUGUUAAAUGUUGUGAGGAGUCAUGGAACUCUGUCUCUAGUGACUUUGCAUUGGAACAUAGCCUCUGAUCCUGAUGGGGAUCUUGCCUUCACCUCUGGCAACAUCACCUUUGAUAUUGGACAGAGGAGUGCCCAUAUCACAGUGGAAAUAUUGCCGGAUGAAGAUCCAGAGCUGGAUAAGGCAUUCUCUGUGUCAAUCCUGAGUGUCUCCAGUGGUUCUUUGGGAGUUCAUACUUGUGCCACAUUAACAAUUUUGGCUAGUGAUGAUCCUUAUGGGGUAUUCAUUUUUUCUGAGAAGAAUAGACCUAUUGAAGUUGAGGAAGCAACCCAGAACAUCACAUUAUCAAUAAUAAGGCUGAAAGGCCUUAUGGGAAAAGUUAUGGUCUCUUAUGCUACAGUAGAUGAUAUGAAAAAACUACCUUAUUUUCCACCUAAUUUAGCCAGAGCAAGUCAAGGAAGAGAUUAUAUAUCAGCUUCUGGAUUUGCUGUUUUUGGAGCUAAUCAGACUGAGGCCACAAUAACUAUUUCAAUUUUGGAUGAUGAUGAACCAGAAAGGUCGGAGUCUGUGUUUAUUGAACUAUUCAAUUCUACUUUAAUAGAGAAAGUGCAGGAUCGACCAAUUCCAAAUUCUCCACGCCUGGGACCUAAGGUAGAAACUGUAGCCCAUCUAAUUAUCCUUGCCAACGACAAUGCAUUUGGAACCCUUCAGCUUUCAGCGCCAGUGGUUCGAGUGACAGAAAAUCAUGUUGGACCUAUUAUCAAUGUGACUAGAACAGGAGGAGCAUUUGCAGAUGUUUCUGUGAAGUUUAAAGCUGUGCCAAUAACUGCAGUAGCUGGUGAAGAUUACAGUAUAGCUUCAUCAGAUGUGGUCUUGCUGGAAGGGGAAACCAGUAAAGCUGUGCCAAUAUACAUCAUUAACGACAUCUACCCUGAACUGGAAGAAUCUUUCCUUGUGCAGCUGCUGAAUCAAACAACAGGAGGAGCGAAACUAGGGGCUUUGACAGAGGCUGUCAUUAUUAUUGAGGCUUCUGAUGACCCCUAUGGAUUAUUUGGUUUUCAGAUCACUAAACUUAUUGUAGAGGAACCUGAGUUUAACUCAGUGAAGGUAAACCUGCCAAUAAUUCGAAAUUCUGGGACACUCGGCAAUGUUACUAUUGAGUGGGUUGCCACCAUUAAUGGACAGCUUGCUACUGGCGACCUGCGAGUUGUCUCAGGUAAUGUGACCUUUGCCCCUGGGGAAACCAUUCAAACCUUGUUGUUAGAGGUCCUGGCUGACGACGUUCCGGAGACUGAAGAGGUUAUCCAAGUGCAACUAACUGAUGCCUCUGGUGGAGGCACUAUUGGGUUAGAUGGAGUGGCAAAUAUUAUUAUUCCUGCCAAUGAUAAUCCAUAUGGCACAGUAGCCUUUGUUCAGUCAGUUUAUCGUGUUCAAGAGCCUCUGGAAAGAAGUUCCUGUGCUAACAUCACUGUCAGGCGAAGUGGAGGGCACUUUGGGCAGCUGUUGUUGUUCUACAGUACUUCCGACAUUGAUGUAGUGGCUCUUGCAGUUGAGGAAGGUGAAGAUUUACUGUCCUACUAUGAAUCACCAAUUCAAGGGGUGCCUGACCCACUUUGGAGAACUUGGGUGAAUGUCUCUGCAGCGGGGGAGCCCCAGUACACCUGUGCCACUCUGUGCCUCAAAGAACAUGCUUGCUCGGCGUUUUCAUUUUUCAGUGCUUCUGAGGGUCCUCAGUGUUUUUGGAUGACAUCCUCCAUCAACCCAUCUGUCAAUCAUUCAGACUUCUGGACCUACAAGAAAAACAUGACCAGGGUAGCAUCUCUUUUUAGUGGUCAAGCUGUGGCUGGUAGUGACUAUGAGCCUGUGACAAGGCAGUGGGCCAUAAUGCUGGAAGGUGAUGAAAUUGCAAAUCUCACAGUUUCUAUUCUUCCUGAUGAUUUUCCAGAGAUGGAUGAGAGUUUCCUAAUUUCUCUCCUUGAAGUUCAUCUCAUGAACAUCACAGCCACUUUUGAAAAUCAGCCAACCAUUGGACAGCCAAAUACUUCUACAGUUACCAUAGCACUAAAUGGUGAUGCCUUUGGAGUGUUUGUGAUUUAUAGUAUUAGUCCCAAUACCUCCGAAGAUGGCUUGUUUGUCAAAGUUCAGGAGCAGCCUCAGACCUCAGUGGAGCUGGUGAUCCACAGGACAGGAGGCAGCUUAGGUCAGGUGACUGUUGAAUGGCGUGUUGUUGGUGGAACAGCUACUGAAGGUUUAGAUUUUAUAGGUGCUGGAGACAUUCUGACUUUUGCUGAAGGUGAAACCAAAAAGACAGCCAUUUUAACCAUUCUGGAUGAUUCCGAUCCAGAGGAUGAUGAAAGCAUCAUAGUUAGUUUGGUGUACACUGAAGGAGGAAGUAGAAUUUUGCCCAGUUCCGACACUGUGAGAGUGGACAUUUUGGCCAAUGACAAUGUGGCGGGAAUUGUUAGCUUUCAGACUGCUUCCAGAUCUGUCAUUGGUCAUGAAGGAGAAAUGUUGCAAUUCCAUGUGAUAAGAACACCUCCUGGGCGAGGAAAUGUUACUGUUAACUGGAAAAUUAUUGGACAAAAUAUAGAAUUCAAUAUUGCUAACUUUACUGGACAACUCUUCUUUCCUGAGGGGACAAUGAAUCAAACAAUAUUGGUGCAUUUGUUGGAUGAUAACAUUCCUGAGGAAAAAGAAGUGUAUCAAGUCAUUCUGUACGAUGUCAGGACACAAGGAGUUCCACCAGCAGGAAUUGCUCUGCUUGAUACUCAAGGAUACGCAGCUGUCUUGACAGUGGAAGCCAGUGAUGAACCACAUGGAGUUUUAAAUUUUGCUCUUUCAUCAAGAUUUGUCUUGCUGCAGGAGGCUAACAUAACAAUUCAGCUUUUCAUCAACAGAGAAUUUGGAUCUCUAGGAGCUAUCAAUGUUACGUAUACCACGGUUCCUGGAAUGCUGAGUCUGAAGAAUCAAACUGAGGGAAACCUUGCAGAAGCAGAAGUUGAUUUUGUCCCAGUAAUUGGCUUUCUGAUUUUAGAAGAAGGGGAAACAGCAGCAGCCAUCAACAUCACUAUACUUGAGGAUGAUAUACCUGAACUAGAAGAAUAUUUCCUGGUGAAUUUAACCUAUGUGGAACUUAUCAUGGCCCCUUUAACCUCAUUUCCUCCAAGACUAGAUUCAGAAGGCUUGACUGCACAAAUCAUUAUUGAUGCCAAUGAUGGUGCCCGAGGGAUGAUCCAAUGGCAGCACAGCAGAUUUGAAGUAAAUGAAACCCAUGGAAGUGUAAUGUUGGUAGCGCACAGAAGUGGAGAGGCUCUUGGCCAUGUGUCCUUGUUUGUGUACGCCCAGAAUAUGGAAGCACAACUGGGGCUGGAUUACAUCUUCACGCCAGUGAUUCUUCAUUUUGCUGAUGGAGAAAGACAUAAAAAUAUAGAAAUCAUGAUUCUUGAUGAUGACAUUCCAGAAGGAGAUGAAAAAUUUCAGCUCAUUUUAACAAAUCCUUCUCCUGGACUGGAACUGGGGCAACAGACAAUAGCUGUAAUUACCAUCCUUGCUAAUGAUGAUGGCCCUGGAGUUCUAUCAUUUAACAACAGUGAGCACUUUUUCCUGAGAGAGCCAGCAGCUCUCUACGUUCAGGAAAGCGUUGCAGUCUUGUACGUUGUUCGGGAACCUGCACGAGGACUGUUUGGAACUGUGACAGUUCAGUUCAUUGUCACAGAAGUGAAUUCUUCAACAGAAUCCAAGGACCUGACUCCUUCCAAAGGCUAUAUUGUAUUAGAAGAAGGUGUUCGACUCAAGGCCCUGCACAUUUCUGCUGUAUUAGACACAGAACCAGAAAUGGAUGAGCAUUUUGUUUGCACCUUGUUUAAUCCGACGGGAGGUGCUAGAUUAGGGGCGCAGGUUCAAACCUUGAUAACAGUAUUACAAAAUCAGGCCCCUUUGGGGCUGUUCAGUAUUUCUGCUAUUGAAAAUAGAGCCACUUCUAUAGAUAUUGAAGAAACCAACAGAACGGUAUACUUAAAUGUGUUGCGUACUAAUGGCAUUGAUUUAGCUGUGAGUGUGCAGUGGGAGACGGUAUCUGAAACAGCCUUUGGCAUGAGGGGAAUGGAUGUUGUCUUUUCCAUAUUUCAAAGUUUUUUGGACAAGCCAGUUUCUGGCUGGUGUUUCUUUACUUUGGAAGAUUCAGUAUAUGGUAUAAUGUUAAGAAAAUCAUCAUUUACUAUUUACCGAUGGCAAGGGAUUUUUAUUCCAGUAAAGGAUUUAAAGAUACAAAAUCCUAAAACUUGUGAGGCCUUUAAUAUUGGUCUUUCUCCCUACUUUGUAAUUACUCAUAAAGAAAGAAAUGAAGAGAAGUCUUCUGUUAACAGUGUGUAUACCUUCACAUCUGGAUUCCAAUUAUUCCUGGUGCAAACAAUCAUUAUUUCUGAAAGUUCCCAAGUAAGAUAUUUUACUUCAGACAGUCAAGAUUAUUUAAUUGUUGCAAGUCAAAGAGAGGAUUCCGAAUUAACUCAGGUCUUCAGAUGGAAUGGACAGAGCUUUGCAUUGCAACAGAAUCUUCCUGUCCGAGGUGUUUUGACCAUGGCCUUAUUCAACAGAGGCAACUCUUUGUUCUUAGCAAUUUCCCAGGCUAAUGUCAGGCUACACGCCCUUUUAUUCAGAUGGUCUGGCAGCACAUUUAUUUACUUUGAAGAAGUGCCAGUCAGUGGAACGACACAAGUUGAAGCUUUGUCUUCAGGAGAUGAUAUUUACUUAAUUUUUGCCAAAAAUACCUUCUUAGGAGAUCAGAAUUCCAUUGAUAUUUUCCUCUGGGAGAUAGGACAGUCUUCUUUCAGAUAUUUCCAAUCCCUGGAUUUUGCUACCGGUAACAGAAUCCAUUCCUUCACACCAGCCUCUGGAAUAGUCCACAUACUUGUACUUGGCCAAGAAGGGUCUGCUCUUUACUGCUGGAAUUCAGAGCUGAAUCAGUUCUCAUUUGUUCUGGAAGCACCUUCUGCUCAGGAUGCAGUUUCUGUUACAGUAAAGUCCCUUAACUCAAGCAAGAAUUUAAUUGCUGUUGUGGGAGCUGCCCACUCACACAUGUACGAGCUGGCCUACAUCUCCAGCCAGUCUGACUUUAUUCCUAGUUCAGGUGAACUGAUAUUUGAACCUGGGGACAGAGAAGCUACAAUAGCAGUAAAUAUUCUUGAUGAUGUAGUUCCAGAAGAAGAAGAAUCCUUCAAAGUUCAGCUUAAAAAUCCCAAAGGUGGAGCAGAGAUUGGUAGCAAUGGCUAUGUGAAAAUAACUAUUCUGUCUAAUGAUGAUGCCUAUGGAGUUGUUGGAUUUGCUCAGAAUUCAUUAUUUAAGCAAAUAGAAGAAAUGGAGCAAGAUAGCCUGGUAACCUUGAAUGUUGAGCGCUUAAAAGGCACAUAUGGCCGUAUAACUGUAGCAUGGGAAGCUGAUGGAAGUAUUGGUGAUAUAUUUCCUACCUCGGGAGUGAUUUCAUUUACUGAAGGCCAGGCACUGUCUACAAUUACUCUAACUCUUCUUGCUGAUGAUAUACCAGAGUUAUCAGAAGUUGUGAUCAUAACACUAACCCGAAUUGCCACAGAAGGGGUUGAGGACCCAUCAAAAGGUGCUACUAUUGAUCAGAAAAGAAACAAGUCCGUGAUAACUACUCUGCCCAGUGACUCUCCCUAUGGCUUGGUGGGCUGGCAUGCCAAGUCUCUCUUCACUACAGUAGCAGAGCCUACAGAGAACAUCACCAAUCUGCAGUUGUACGUUGUUCGAGAUAAAGGGUUCUUUGGGGACAUUGCCAUUCACUUGAAGGCGAAACCCAGUUUCUCGCUACACACAAAUAAUCAAGCUAUUGAAAAUGAAGAUUAUGUACUGCAAGAAACAACAAUAAUAAUGAAAGAAAACAUAAAAGAAACUCAUGUGAAUGUUGCCAUUUUGCCAGAUGAUGCUCCUGAGUUGGAAGAAGGAUUUAUCAUCAUCAUUACUGAGGUAAACCUGGUGAACUCUGACUUCUCUGCAGAGCAGCCAAGUGUACAGAGACCAGGAAUGGAAAUAGCUGAGAUAAUGAUUGAGGAAAAUGAUGAUCCCAGAGGAAUUUUUAUAUUUCAUGUUACUAGGGAUGUUGGUGGAGUUAUUACUGCUCAUGAGGUGCCUCCACCCUUGAACGUUCUUCAGGUUCCUGUAGUCCGGCUGGCUGGAAGCUUCGAGACAGUAAAUGUUUAUUGGAAAGCAAUACCAGGCACUGCUGGCCUGGAAGACUUUAAUCCAUCUCAAGGGAUUCUUGAAUUUGCAGAUGGGCAAGUUACUGCAAUGAUAGAAAUCACCAUAAUUGAUGAUGCUGAGGUUGAACUCAUGGAGAUGUUCAAUAUUUCCUUAAUCCAUGUGGCUGGAGGUGGCAGACUGGGGGAUGAUGUUGUGGUAACUGUGGUUAUUCCACAGAAUGAUUCUCCACUUGGAGUAUUUGGAUUUGAAAAACAGACUAUAAUGGUCAAUGAUUCCCUGUUAUCUGAUGACAAUUCAUAUGUGACAUUGACAGUUGUCCGGUCCCAAGGGGGAAAGGGCUCCGUCCGACUUCGGUGGACUGUAGACGAGAAGGCUAAGGAUAAUCUCAGUCCUUUAAGUGGGACACUUCAUUUUGAUGAGAUGGAGUCUCAGAAGACCAUUGUAUUGCAUGCACUGCAAGACACCGUGUUGGAAAAGGACAGGAAUUAUACAAUUCAGCUGUUACCAAUUGAUGAGGUAGAAAUAUCUCCAGCAAAAGGUAGUGCAUCAAUAAUUAUUCUGGGAGAAAGGGGAGCACCAGGAGAAGUUGGGAUAGCUCCGUCAUCUAGGCAUGUCCUCAUCGGGGAGCCCUCAGCUAAAUAUAAUGGUACUGCUAUCAUCAGCCUUGUUCGCGGCCCAGCGAUCUGGGGGGAGGUCACAGUGUUCUGGAGAAUCAUCCCUCCUUCUGUGGGGGUGUUUGCUCAAACGUCAGGAAAACUGACAAUGCGAGAUGGACAGUCUGCAGCCAUUGUAGUGAUACAGGCUUUGAAUGAUAAUAUUCCUGAGGAAAAGUCUUUCUAUGAGUUUCAGCUCACUGAAGUCAGCGAGGGAGGAGUGCUGAGUGACUCCAGAAGCACGGCCAACAUCACUGUGGUGGCCAGUGACUUUCCCUAUGGCCGAUUUUCCUUUUCACAGGACCAGCUUCGAGUGUCAGAGGAAGCACUGGGGGUUAAUGUCACGAUCAUCCGUUCGGGUGGAUAUUUUGGCCUGGUGAGACUCUGGUACAAGACUGUGAGCGGGACAGCAGGUGCUGGCUCAGAUUUUGUUUCUGCAUCAGGAGAGCUCCUCUUUGAAGCCAGAGAGACGGUGAAGAGUCUGCUUGUUGAAAUCCUUGAUGACGACCAUCCUGAAGGCCCUGAAGAAUUUUCUGUAGCAAUUCUAAAGGUGGAACUCCAGGGAAGAGGAUAUGAUUUUACCAUCCAAGAAAAUGGACUUCAGAUAGAUCAACCUCCUGAAAUAGGAAACACCUCUGUUGUUCGAAUCAUAAUAAUGAAAAAUGAUAAUGCAGAGGGAAUCAUUGAAUUUGACCCAAAGUAUACUACUUUCAAAGUGGAGGAGGAUGUUCGAGCAAUUGCGAUCCCAGUGGUGAGGCUGCAUGGAACUUAUGGCACUGUGACUGCUGAUGUCAUCUCCCAGAGCUCCUCUGCUGUUCCAGGAGACGUCAGUUAUAUGCUGCACAGCAGUUCAGUCACCUUUCAGCAUGGACAGAACUUAAGUUUUAUAAAUAUCUCCAUCACUGAUGGCAGUGAAAGUGAAUUUGAGGAGCCUUUUGAAAUUCUUCUCACUGGAGCUACUGGUGGAGCGAUCCUUGGGCGCCACCUAGUGAGCAGAGUCACCAUCGCCAAGAGUGAAUCUCCAUUUAGCACUAUAAGAUUUCUCAAUCAAAGCAAAAUUUCUGUUCCUAACCCCAAUUCCACAAUGAUUUUAUCCUUGGUCUUCGAAAGAACUGGAAGACUCUUAGGAGAGAUUCAGGUAAACUGGGAGAUAGUAGGACCCAAUUCUCAGGAAACCUUACCACCACAGAACAGAGACAUUGCAGACCCAGUGAGCGGAUCCUUCUUCUUUGGAGAUGGAGAAGAUGGAAUGAGAACCAUAAUUCUGGCAGUCUAUCCUCAUGAAGAAAUUGAAGUUGAAAAGACCUUUGUAAUUAAACUUAAACUUGUGAAAGGAGAAGCUAACUUAGACUCCAGAGCUAAAGAUAUUACAUUAACUAUACAAAAGUUUGGUGAUCCAAAUGGAGUUGUUCAUUUUGCUCCUGAGUCUUUAUCUAAGAAGACUUAUGUGGAGCCACCAGGUUUGGAAGGACCGCUGGUCAUCACUUUCUUUGUCAGAAGGGUAAAGGGCACCUUUGGAGAAAUUACGAUUUACUGGGAAUUAAGUAGUGAAUUUGAUAUCACUGGUGACUUUAUUUCCACAAAUGGAUUUUUCACCAUGGCUGAUGGAGAGACUGAUGCAAGCUUUGAUGUUCAUUUGCUGCCAGAUGAUAUACCUGAGAUAGAGGAGGACUGUGUGAUGCAGCUAGUUUCUGUAGAGGGAGGAGCAGAACUGGAUGUGGAAAAAUGCAUCACAUGGUUCUCUGUGUCUGCAAAUGAUGAUCCACAUGGAGUAUUUGCCUUGUAUCCAGAUCACCAGUCAAUACUUAUUGGACAGGACCUUAUUAGAUCUGUCCAAAUUAAUAUCACCAGGCUUGCUGGCACAUUUGGAGAUGUGGCUGUUAGAUUUCGAAUAUCAUCUGAUCAUAAAGAACAGCUAGUUACUACUAAAAAUGCAGAGAUGCAGCUGGUGGUUCAAGAUGGUGCCAGAUAUAAAGUUGACAUGGUUCCAAUAAAGAAUCAGGUCUUUCUGUCACUGGGCUCCAAUAUCACCUUGCAGCUGGUGACUGUGAUGCUCCUCAGUGGAAAUGUCUAUGGAAUGCCAACAAUUCUCCAGGAAGCAAAAUCCACUGUGCUUCCAGUCCCUGAAGAAGCAGCCAAUUCUCAGGUUGGAUUUGAAUCCACUGCUUUUCAACUCACGGAUAUCACUGCCGGCACAAGCCAAGUUAUGAUUUCUAGGACAGGAACAUAUGGUGCUCUCUCAGUGACCUGGACCAUAGGAUAUGCUCCUGGGUUAGAAAUCCCUGAGUCUAUCACUGUUGGUAACAUGACCCCAAUACUGGGGAGCCUGUCAUUUUCCCAUGGUGAACAAAGGAAAGGAAUUUUGCUGUGGACCUUCCCCAGCCCUGGUCGGCUGGAGGCCUUCGUCAUUCACCUGUCAGGUGUGCGGAGCAGUGCUCCUGGUGGAGCCCAACUCCGAUCAGGUUUCACCAUUGCUGAAAUUGAACCUAUGGGAGUCUUCCAGUUUUCCCCUAGUUCAAGAAGUAUCACGGUUUCGGAAGAUAUACAGAUAAUCAGAUUACAUGUGCAAAGACUGUUUGGGUUCCACAGUGAUCUUAUUAAAGUUUCCUAUGAGACAACUCCAGGAAGUGCAAAGCCACUGGAAGACUUUGAGCCUAUACAGAAAGGGGAAAUGUUUUUUCAAAAAUUCCAAGCUGAAGUUGAUUUUGAAAUAACCAUUAUUAACGAUCAGCUUCAUGAGAUGGAAGAAACUUUUUAUGUUAAUCUUACUUCAGUAGAAAUUCAGGGUCUACAAAAGUUUGAUGCUAAUUGGAGACCACGCCUGAAUCUAGAUUUCAGUGUUGCAGUGAUCACAAUAUUGGAUAAUGAUGAUGUGGCAGGCAUGGAUGUUUCUGUCCCCAUGACAGCUGUGGCUGUCGCAGUUGAUACCACUCCCAUUCCUAUAGAAACUGACUCUACCACACAUCCUGGCACAAGCGAGUUAACUACCAUUCCUCAGACAACUGAGAUGGCUGCCAUCAUUACUGAGACAACUGAUAUGUCCGCCACCCCUGAGAACCUUGUCACCGUUCAUGGUUCAUCUACCAUGCCUGAGAAGCCUGACAUGACCACUGUAACUGCCAGUAUUUCCAUUCACGGAACUUUUAGUCUUGGCCCCCCCAUUGUUUAUGUUGAAGAGGAGAUGAAGAAUGGCACAUUCAAUACUGUGGAAAUUCGUAUCCAAAGAACUGGUGGGUUUGAAGGCAAUGUCAGUGUAACAGUUAAAACUUUUGGUGAGAGAUGUGCUCAGAAGGAACCAAAUGCGUUGCCUUUUCAGGAUAUCUAUGAAACCUCCAACCGGACAUGGGCAGUUGAAGAAGAAGACUUUGAAGAACAAAGUCUUAUCCUUAUGUUUCUGGAUGGAGAAAGAGAACAUAGAGUAUCUGUUCCAAUUUUGGAUGAUGAUGAGCCUGAAGGGCAGGAAUUCUUCUUUGUGUUCCUCACAGACCCUCAAGGGGGAGCACAGAUUGUGAAGGGAAAGGAUGCCACUGGAUUUGCAGCUUUUGCCAUGGUUAUUAUUGCAGGAAGUGAUUUCCACAAUGGAAUCAUAGGUUUCAGUGAGGACUCCCAGCGUGGACUUGAACUGGGGGAAGGAGCUGAUAUGAGGAGACUGCAUCUUCUUGUCACAAGGCAGCCAAACAGAGCCUUUGAAGAUGUCCAGGUCUCUUGGAGAGUCACACUUAAUAAAACAGCCAUUGUUCUUCAGAAAGAAGGAGUGAACCUGAUGGAUGAACUUCUGUCUGUGUCAGGAAACACGACGUGUACAGCAGGUCAAACACAAUGCUUCAUCAGCCUUGAACUUACGCCAGGGAAGAUACCUCAAGUUGAAGUGUAUUUUUUCGUGGAACUCUAUGAAGUCACUGCUGGAGCAGCAAUAAACAACAGUGCCAGAUUUGCACAGAUUAAAGUCUUACAAAGUGAUGAACCUCUAAGCCUUGUGUAUUUUUCUGUGGGCUCUCGGCUGGCAGUGGCUGAGAAGAAGGCCACUUUAAUCAGUUUGCAGGUGGAAAGAGAUUCUGGGACAGGACUGAUGAUAUCUGUUAACUUUAGUACUCAGGAGUUGAGGAGUGCUGAAACAAUUGGUCGUACUCUUAUAUCUCCAGCUGUUUCUGGAAAGGAUUUUAUGAGAAAUGAAGGCACAUUGGUCUUUGAACCUGGCCAGAGCAACACCAUGUUGGAUGUCAACCUAACGCCAGAGAUAGGGUCUUCAAGUCCAUUUCCUAAACGCUUUCAGAUUGUGCUUUUGGGCCCAAAAGGUGGAGCCAGAAUUGAUAAAGCAUAUGGUACUGCCAACAUCACUCUUGUCUCUGAUGCAGAGUCACAGGCGAUUUGGGGCCUUGCCGAUCAGCUGUACCAGCCCCUUGAUGAAGACAUUCUUAACAGAGUGCUCCACAACAUUAACAUGAAUAUAGCCACAGAGAACACUGACGAACAGCUCAGUGCUGUGGUGCAUCUAAUAGAAAAGAUAACUGUUGAAGGAAAAAAUCAAGUUUUCAGUAUCAAAAGCAGAACUCUUUUCUAUGAGAUUCUUUGUGCUCUUGUUAAUCCAAAGCGCAAGGACACAAGAGGAUUCAGCCACUUUACAGCAGUGACUGAAGAUUUUGCCUUUUCUCUGCUGACUGAUGUUACCUGUGGCUCUCCUGGUGAAAAAAGCAAAACCAUCCUUGACAGUUGCCCAUACUUGUCAAUACUGGCUCUUCACUGGUAUCCUCAGCAAAUCAAUGGGCACAAGUUUGAAGGAAAGGAAGGGGAUUAUAUUAGAAUUCCAGAGAAGUUAUUGGAUGUCUCAGAUGCACAAAUAAUGGCUGGGAAAAAUUCAUGUAAAUUAGUCCAGUUUACAGAGUAUAGCAGUCAGCAGUGGUUUAUAACUGGUAACAAUCUUCCUGCCCUGAAAAACAAGGUAUUGUCUUUGAGUGUGAAAGAUCAAAGUUCACAACUCCUGACUAACAACAAUGAAGUCCUCUACAGGAUUUAUGCUGCUGAGCCUAGAAUUGUUCCUCGGACAUCUCUCUGUCUCCUUUGGAAUCAGGCUACAGCAAGCUGGUUGUCUGACAGUCAGUUUUGCAAAGUGGUUGAGGACACUGCAGAUUAUGUGGAAUGUGCCUGUUCACACAUGUCCCUGUAUGCUGCCUACGCCCAGAUUGACAACUUGUCUUCAUACAAUGAAGCCUUUUUCUCUUCCGGAUUUAUAUGUAUAUCAGGUCUUUGCUUGGUGGUUCUUUCCCACAUCUUCUGUGCCAGGUACUCCAUGUUUGCAGCUAAACUUCUGACUCACAUGAUGGCAGCCAGCUUAGGUACACAGAUUGUGUUCCUGGUAUCUGCAUAUGUAAGUCCCCAACUCACUGAGGACAGCUGUUCAGCCAUGGCUGCCAUCACACAUUACCUGUAUCUUUGCCAGUUUAGCUGGAUGCUCAUUCAGUCUGUGAAUUUCUGGUACGUGCUUGUGAUGAAUGACGAACACACAGAGAGGAGGUAUCUGCUGUUUUUUCUUCUGAGUUGGGGCCUUCCAUCUUUUGUGGUGAUUCUCCUCAUAGUUAUUUUGAAGGGUGUCUAUCAUCAGAGCAUGGCACAGAUCUACGGACUCAUUCACGGUGACCUAUGUUUCAUUCCAAACAUCUACGCAGCCCUGUUUACCGCGGCCCUUGUUCCUUUGAUGUGCCUGGUGGUGGUGUUCGUGGUGUUCAUCCACGCCUACCAGGUGAAGCCACAGUGGAAAGCCUACGAUGAUGUAUUCAGAGGGAGAACCAACGCUGCAGAAAUUCCACUGAUUUUAUAUCUCUUUGCCCUGAUUUCUAUGGCAUGGCUCUGGGGAGGACUGCACAUGGCCUACAGACAGUUCUGGAUGUUGGUUCUCUUUGUCAUUUUCAACAGUCUGCAGGGACUUUAUGUUUUUGUGGUCUAUUUCAUUCUACACAACCAAAUGUGUUGCCCUAUGAAGGCCAGCUAUACCGUGGAAAUGAAUGGCCACCCAGGACCCAGCACAGCCUUUUUCACCCCAGGGAGUGGAAUGCCUCCUGCUGGGGGUGAAAUCAGCAAGUCCACCCAGAAUCUUAUCAGUGCUAUGGAAGAGGUGUCACCUGACUGGGAGAGAGCGUCCUUCCAACAAGCCAGUCAAGCCAGCCCUGAUUUGAAGACAAGUCCACAAAAUGGAGCUACAUUCCCUACUGCAGGAUAUGGCCAGGGGUCGUUGAUAGCGGAUGAAGAGUCACAGGAGUUUGAUGACUUGAUAUUUGCAUUAAAAACUGGUGCUGGUCUCAGUGUCAGUGAUAAUGAAUCUGGUCAAGGCAGCCAGGAGGGAGGCACCUUGACUGACUCCCAGAUUGUAGAACUUAGGAGGAUACCCAUCGCCGACACCCACCUCUAAGGCUUCACUAACUGUUCAAAUGAGGAUACUUUCACAUUUGUCUUGGUUUUGUACUAAGCCUCUAAGUACAUGCAGCUGUGAAAUAGGAAUCUGUGAGUUGUACUGAUUAACACAGAAGUGAUUGUUAUAUUUGGAAUAUAAAUGACUUAUAUUUGUGCAACCUGAAAAUACACUGCUAUAUAAAUACCCAUUUAAAUAGGUUAAUAGGAUAUACAUAUUACAAGAAUAUUAGUUGACUUUUAAUCAUUUUACUUGGCUAACAUUGUUUAGUGGAAGUAAUAACCAAUAAA
This is a messenger RNA of Marmota flaviventris (yellow-bellied marmot), 19185 nucleotides long. RefSeq names its product adhesion G protein-coupled receptor V1 (gene Adgrv1). Lineage: Eukaryota; Metazoa; Chordata; Mammalia; Rodentia; Sciuridae. Gene Ontology annotation, cellular component: cytoplasm; membrane; stereocilium. Gene Ontology annotation, molecular function: G protein-coupled receptor activity; G-protein alpha-subunit binding; adenylate cyclase inhibitor activity. Gene Ontology annotation, biological process: negative regulation of adenylate cyclase activity; cellular response to calcium ion; cell communication. The record is from RefSeq and is a predicted model, not a curated record.